AUGGGAGAAAUUACUUGGGUUGAGGAAAGUAAUACUAAUAGCCAUGGGAUUGGUUCGAGGAAAAGGAAAACGAGACCUAAAAGAUUCGAAUUUGUUGGAUGGGGUUCGAAACAACUCAUUGAGUUUCUCCAGUUCCUUGGUAAAGAUACAACAAACAAAAUCCCUCGAUUUGAGGUUAGUGAGACUAUUGGAAGGUAUAUUGCAGAGAAAGGUCUCUUAGUUGCAUCAAAUAAAAAGAAAGUUGCAUGUGACGAUAAGUUGUAUUCGCUUUUCGGGAGUAGGAAGAUACUGAGAAUUAAAGUCUAUGAUCUGCUUCAAAAGCAUUAUGAAGAGAACCAGGAUGAUUCAGAUUUCGAUUAUCUCUACGACGACGAUGAGCCGAAGAUUAUUUCUCACUCGGAAAAGAUAGCUAACCGGACGAGAAAGGUUGUUCAGAAACCUAGAGGCAUUUUUGCUGCGAUUGUUAGCGAUAAUAUCAAGCUUCUCUACUUGAGAAAGAGUUUAGUCCAGGAGCUGGUGAAGUCUCAUGACACCUUUGAGAGUAAAAUGUUGGGAAGUUUUGUUAGGAUCAAGUCUGACCCUAAUGAUUAUCUUCAGAAGAACCCUUAUCAGAUUGUUCUGGUGACAGGCGUGAAGAAGGAACAUGGGACUGAUGAUUUUCUUCUUCAGGUUACAAAUUAUGUGAAAGACGUUUCUAUCUCUAUGCUAUCUGAUGAUAAUUUCUCCCAGGAGGAAUGUGAAGAUUUGCAUCAGAGGAUAAAGAACGGUUUUCUUAAGAAGCCCACAAUUGUGGAGAUGGAAGAAAAGGUUCGAAGCUUACAUGAAGAUCAGACAAAACACUACCUGGAUAAAAGGGAGCUUCUUCAAAAUCCAGAAGAACAGUCCCGUCUAUUCCGUGAAGUUCCAGAAGUUAUUGAAGAGGAACUUGUACCAAACCCUGAGUUGUCCCCUGAGGCUUAUAAAAGCGAUGAUAAUGAACAUCAAAUGAGUGAAUCUCCAAUGUCAAGCAUCCAACAAACUCCAGAAAUUCGCAACCUCUUUGGUAGAGAAGAUCAACAAUGUAAUGGUUUUCUGAUAUCAAACCCCAGAACCACUACUUAUGGUAUGGAACUAAACGAGAGAUUGCCAACAUGGACUGCUUCUGCAGGUGAUGAAUAUCUUCAUGGAGAUGUAGAGAAGCCGGCAAGUGACAUCAUUGGAGGAGAGACGCCGCCUAAAGAGUCUAAUGUUUCUCAGCUUGAGUUAAGUACACCAGUGAUUAAUCUCAACAACGGAUCUCAAGCUCAACCAAAUCCAUCAGAGAUUAUCGAACUAAGCGAUGAUGAUGAGGACGAGAACGAUAAUGGAGUGACUCUUGACCCUAGAGUUGAAGAUGAUCAGGUUCUCUCUUAUGAUAAAGAGAAGUUAAACUGGUUCUACAAAGAUCCUGAAGGUAAUAUACAAGGACCUUUUUCUCUCACGCAACUCAAACAUUGGCACGACGCAGAUUACUUCCCCAAAGACUUCAAGGUUUGGAUGACAGGAGAAUCUGCAGUUUUACUAACCGACGUUCUUCGUCGAGUUUAA
Messenger RNA from Arabis nemorensis, 1566 nucleotides. The record is from the annotation of a GenBank genome assembly. NCBI's taxonomy places the organism in Eukaryota, Viridiplantae, Streptophyta, Magnoliopsida, Brassicales, Brassicaceae.